AGCUGAGCUGGGGUAACCCACCGGAUGGGAACUACGGCUCUCCAGAGUUUGAUUGCCCGAGCGAGCUUGGCUAGGAAAGGGGAGGAGCUGGGGGGGCGUGAGCAGGGAGGAGGAAAGGGGCCCGAGCCAGGGCCCCGGGACAGGUUUUACCGCUGAGCUCUGUCAGUGGCGGCGGCGGCAACGACGGCGGGUUCGCGCCACCUGUCCGAGUGCCACCUGGUCUCCGCCGGGCUGUGGUUAAGCAAGCCUUUGGAGUGACCGCGGGUGACAGCGGCUCCAGGGACUCUUGGGGCGGAGUGGGGAAAGCCCCAGACCACCAUGCCGCGCUCAUUCCUCGUCAAGAGCAAGAAGGCGCACAGCUACCACCAGCCGCGCUCCCCAGGACCAGACUAUUCCCUCCGUUUAGAAAAUGUACCAGCACCCAGCCAAGCAGACAGCACUUCAAAUGCAGGUGGGACGAAGGUGGAGCCCGGGGACCGUUUGUCCCCUGAAUCGCAGCUGACCGAAGCCCCAGACAGAGCCUCCGCAUCCCCAGACAGCUGCGAGGGCAGCGUCUGUGAACGGAGCUCAGAGUUUGAGGACUUCUGGAGGCCCCCAUCACCCUCCGCGUCUCCAGCCUCGGAGAAGUCAAUGUGCCCGUCGAUGGACGAAGCCCAGCCCUUCCCCCUGCCUUUCAAACCAUAUUCAUGGAGUGGCCUGGCGGGUUCUGACCUGCGGCACCUGGUGCAGAGCUACCGACCUUGCGGGGCCCUGGAACGCGGCGCCGGCCUGGGCCUCUUCUGUGAAUCCGCCCCGGAGCCGGGCCACCCAGCCACGCUGUAUGGCCCGAAGCGCGCGGCGGGCGGCGUGGGGCCCGGGGCUCCAGGGAGCUGCAGCACAGGGGCCGGUGCCGCCGCUGGCCCUGGCCUAGGACUCUACAGCGACUUCGGGUCUGCGGCGGCCGGCUUGUAUGAGCGGCCCACCGCAGCGGCAGGCUUGCUGUACCCUGAGCGUGGCCAUGGGCUGCACGCAGACAAAGGCGCUGGCGUCAAGGUGGAGUCCGAGCUGCUAUGUACCCGGCUGCUGCUGGGCGGCGGCUCUUACAAGUGCAUCAAGUGCAGCAAGGUGUUCUCCACGCCUCAUGGGCUUGAGGUGCACGUGCGCAGGUCCCACAGCGGUACAAGACCCUUUGCCUGCGAGAUGUGCGGCAAGACCUUUGGGCACGCGGUGAGCCUGGAGCAGCACAAAGCCGUGCACUCGCAGGAACGGAGCUUUGACUGUAAGAUCUGUGGCAAAAGCUUCAAGAGGUCAUCCACACUGUCCACACACCUGCUCAUCCACUCAGACACCCGGCCCUACCCCUGUCAGUACUGUGGCAAGAGGUUCCACCAGAAGUCAGACAUGAAGAAACACACCUUCAUCCACACUGGUGAGAAGCCCCACAAGUGCCAGGUGUGCGGCAAGGCAUUCAGCCAGAGCUCCAACCUCAUCACCCACAGCCGCAAACACACAGGUUUCAAGCCCUUUGGCUGUGACCUUUGUGGGAAGGGUUUCCAGAGGAAGGUGGACCUCCGGAGGCACCGGGAGACACAGCACGGGCUCAAAUGAGCACCCUGGCUGGCUGCAAGCGGCAGCUACACAACACUACAGAGGGCAGCCUCCCUGCUUGCCAUCACUCCCUUCUGACUUUGCAGGCCCCAGGUCCAGUCUGCAGAUCCCACCAGGGUGUUCCUCCUUUGCCUUACCUCCUGCAGCUGCCAGAGGAGAUGAGGUACCUUUUCAAGUACAGCCCAGAGUAAGAAUCAAGUGACUUUCUAGGCUUCGGACACAAAUAGGCUCCUCUACACCUGAAGACAAAGGCAUAGUCAAAUGGGGACCAGAAGAAAUCUUAGACUUCACAGUCCUUCCCAUUUCUAGCCCUAAUCUACAGACAGGAAUGUCCUUUAGGUUUCUUCCCUCACCUUCUUGACCUGCUCCAGUUAUGUGUGUGGAAGAGGAGGACUCAUCAUUUACAAGGUGGACACAUGCUAAUAUUUUUAUCUAGAAAGGAGAAUGAGUGUUAAAUUUUAUUUUUUUUUCUUCUGGGGAGUCUGCUGACCCCUUCUUUUGGGUGCUGCCUAUAAAUCUUGGAGGAAUCAUUUCUCUUCCUCAAAGACUGAUUCAGAAACUGAUUUUGGGAAGUUUAAUACUUUUGAAGUCACGAGAUGCACCAUCAAGGCUACCCCAAGAAGGAGCAGAAGAGAAGUUGGUGAUGAGAGGGGAUUAGAAGUCCUCCCUUCAGGAGGCCUGUGAAGGCUUUAUCAGUGGAGGUAAAAGCACAAGCAAUGCCUGUGGCCAAGAUGUCUUUCAUUGACUCAGCACAUGUUCAUGGAUCACCAGCUGUCAAGGUACCAGGCACCACGCUAGGUACUGGGGAAGAGAGACUGAAGUCACAGCUCCUGACUCUGCUCCUCAAAAGCUAACGGUUGCACCUCUGAGUGGCUGAGUCUGUUCUUACCCUUGGAGAGAAUUCUGAGAAGACAACACAGAAUUGUAAAUCUUCCCUUUUGACCCUUUUGGAUUUUAUCAGGUGUAAACAAAAAGCAGCUGAACAGUUACUUCAAA
This is a messenger RNA of Saimiri boliviensis boliviensis (Bolivian squirrel monkey), 2583 nucleotides long. The record is from RefSeq and is a predicted model, not a curated record. NCBI's taxonomy places the organism in Eukaryota, Metazoa, Chordata, Mammalia, Primates, Cebidae.